This is a messenger RNA of Glycine soja, 955 nucleotides long. RefSeq names its product protein disulfide-isomerase LQY1, chloroplastic-like. The transcript has 4 exons. Lineage: Eukaryota; Viridiplantae; Streptophyta; Magnoliopsida; Fabales; Fabaceae. The record is from RefSeq and is a predicted model, not a curated record. The coding region runs from base 253 to 663 and encodes 136 amino acids.
UGUUUGUCUCACCCCUAAGAAACCAAUGGAUUUUAAGUCGCCUUUUGCGCCACAUGAAACCAAAAACCACUACCCGGUAUUUCAUUAUUCAAGUGAAGAAACAUGAAACAUUCCUUGUACUACUGCUCUCUAUCUCUGUCAAGAAGAAGAAAAAGAAGUCUUGUGGUAAAGGGUUUGUGCACAUAUUAAACGCAAUGCACAGUGUAAGGUUCAUGUCAUCACCCAUUGGUGUCACAGUUACUGUGCCUAAUAAUGCAAGGCCAUGCAAUAGGAUUUCUUGCAUCCGGGUCAAGGCUUCUAUGGUGGACUCUUCCUCUGAUUUUGUUAAGCGCAUGGAACUGGCCUGGUCAAUCUCUCAGCGAUCAUAUCAUAGUGAUGUCCUUGGUUGUUUUAUUUUCUACCAAGAACAUGUCUGUACUCUAUAGGUUGCAUCAGCAACCAAUGCCAAUUGCGUGUACAUCUUGCAACUCUAAAGGGCAUACUGAAUGUAAAUGGUGUGGAGGCACUGGUUUCUUCAUUAUUGGUGACAAUGUGCUUUGUGAAGUUCCAUCCAGAAACACUAGCUGUGUUGUUUGCAGAGGAAAGGGAUCAAGGUGCUGUUCUGAUUGUCAAGGAACAGGCUUUCGUGCAAAGUGGUUAAAAGAACCUCCCACUUCAAAGUAGCAAGCACACAAAGCUUUUGAGUUGAGACACUAAAGUAGUACCUCGUAUACCUUUACCACGAUAAUGACCAAUUGAAGUGAAGACAUAUGCAGCAGCAUCUAUAACAACAAAUUACUUAAUACAGUUCAGUUGGUUGUGUUAAAACAACAACGACAUUAAGUUUACAUGUAAUUGUGUCUUUACUUAAAAAAUGCGCCAUGAAGCAGUGUUGAAACUUUUAAUACCGUAUACUUCCUUUCAAAAUGUAAAUGUGUAGAAGGCAAAUACUAAAGCUAUGUUUGGUUUUCAGUAA